Caenorhabditis angaria is the source of this 1714-nucleotide messenger RNA. Lineage: Eukaryota; Metazoa; Nematoda; Chromadorea; Rhabditida; Rhabditidae. The record is from the annotation of a GenBank genome assembly.
AUGUCAACGACGGCAUCUAGUCUCGAAAAAUCUGGAAUGUUCUUUGCUCAUCGAACUCGCUUCAUUGUUCUUAUUCUUGGGUAAGUUUAUCUGAUCUUUAAUGAAAAUUCAGAUCUCAAUGUUUAGAUUAAUGUUCAUUAUGUUCACAAAUAGUAACUAUAAUACAAUUACAUUCUCAGUUAUUUGUAUGGAAGAUGUUGUCGAAGAACAAUCGAAAAACACAAAUGAAACACGUAUGUUUGUAACAAUAAGAUGGACUCGAAUAAAACAUUCACAUAUUUUCAGAUUGGCUAGAAACAUCAUCGAAAGUUUCAGCUGUAUUUUCAGCUGGUGCAGUUGGUGCAAUUGUUGGGUUAAUUCCAAGUGUUCCAUUUACAAAUCUUCUAGGAAUUCGUGUAGUUCUUUCAUUUUAUGGAAUUGUUGCCUCAUUAGCAACCCUUUUAAUGCCAUUGGCUGUUGAAAUUGGUUAUUUUGCAGUUAUUGUAAUGAGAUUUUGUCAAGGCUUUGGAACAUCAAUUCUUUUCUCAUCAAUUGGUUCAAUUUCUGAGGGCUGGUCUCCAAUCACUGAAAUCAGCACAUAUGUUGCAAUUUUAUCAGCAGGAUUUCAGGUGGGAAUUUCAAACUAUUAAAAUGAUAUGCAAAUUUUUGUAGAUCAGUAAUAUAAUACUUAUGCCUGCGGCUGGAAUACUUUGUGACUCUGAUUGGGGAUGGAGAUCAAUUUAUUAUAUUUUUGGAGGAUCUGCAACUCUUUUCAAUAUUUUGUUUUUCUUCUUUUUCACUGACAGAGCAUCAAUGCACAGGUUUGACUUUUUAUUUCGAUUAACCCACCAUUUUCAAAGAUUUUCUAUAGAAAUGUGAGCAAAAAAGAGUUGGCGAUAAUUGACAAUGGAAGAGUGGAAAAUAAUGCAAAAUCUGUGCCAUAUUUAGCCAUUUGUAAAGAUAAAGUAGUACUUUCUGUUUGGCUAACUGCAGUUGGAGGAAAUCUUUCAAUGAUGUGCUUAAUUAUUUAUGGUCCAACAUAUUUAAACAAAGUUUUACAUUUGGAUGUAAAAGAAACUGGAUUCAGUAAUGCGAUUCCUUAUAUUUUGGCUGCUCUUGUCAAAUUCAUAUGUGGGCCACUUUCAGAUGCACUGACUUUUAUUCCAGAUGUUGUAAGUUUUCUUGGUUCAAAAAAAUGAAAUCCAAAGAAUACUUUUUCAGUGGCGAGUUGUGUUUUUUGCUGCAGUUUCUCAAGGUGGAGUUGCAAUUGGAUAUUUUGUCAUGGCUUUGGUAAUUUUUAUUUCUUAGAGUAGAUCAAAGCUUUCUGAUUUUCAGACUAACACUCGUAUUGUUGCACAAAUUGCCUAUACUUGGUCAAUUGUUAUGCUUGGUGUGAAUGUUGUUGGAGUUGUUAAAUGUGCUCAAUUGGUAUUUGAUUUCUUGUUUUUAUCCUCAAAGUUUUAUUAAUUUUUAGCGAGCUCGUCAUCACGUGCAUUUUGUAAUGGCUGUAAUUUCAUUUUCAGCCUGGAUUGCUGUUUUCAUUCUUCCAAUUGUUGUUAGUUUUAUGUGUCCUGAUAAUCUACCUGAACAAUGGUCUCGUUUUUUUAUCGUUGUUGGAAUCUGGGUUGUUGUUAUGAAUGUUCCAUUUCCAUUUUUUGCAUCCGUCGAAGCAGCCGAUUAUACAAAACCUGAAUUUUCUCAAAAAGUCACUCCAGAAGUUGACGUCGAGAAAUAA